AUGGUUCUAGGAGGUCUAUUUCUUUUCUGUGCAAGUUUGCUAGUCGCUGUACCCUCAAUAUGCCAAGGGGCAUGUUCCAUCAAUCCCUACUGCUCAGACUGUGCUAAUUAUACUGAAGAAGGACAGACUAAAUGGAGAUUUUACUGCAACCCUUACAAUGAGUAUUUUAUAGAUCAUUCGCACUUUACGGCUACCAAUGAUACGGUCGAUUUAUUUCAAGUCAGUUCUUUUUCACCGAGUUCUACACUUACUAUCAACAGUGGCGCUUUUCAAAAUAUCCCUAAUAUCAUACGUGUAGACAUAAGGAACACGCUAGGCAGCAGUCCUUCUAUAGAUUGGUGGGCUUUCUAUUACGGCGGUGUAGAGAACAGCCUGCGAACUUUGUUGUUCCGGAACUCCUACCUUACCACCGUCCCCUCAGUCUUGUCAUAUCUAACGGCUUUACAGGAGCUGGACCUUGCAGGCAAUAGAAUAACUGGUGACCCAUCAAACUAUCUUAGUUACCUGACAUCACUCCGGUCGCUGUGGCUUGACAACAACUAUCUAUUGAGUAGUAUCCCAUCAUCCUUGCAGCGCCUGACUUAUUUAAGGAAAUUGUCUCUCAGAAGCUGUAACCUCAACCAAAGUUCAGUGACGUCAUUUGGCAAUCUACCCUCCUCUUUAGAGUGGCUGGACGUUUAUAAUAAUCGACUGUAUGAAAUACCUCUGGGUAUUGGCUUGCUUCAAAAUCUGACCUAUCUAAACAUGAAAUAUUGUAAUCUGAACUCUUUGUCGGACAACGUCUUCCUCAAUCUAAAGAAGUUGGAAAUCCUAGAUCUAAGUCGAAAUCCCAGUGUCGUUUCUACCCUGAACGUUCUUGCCAAUCAGAAGUCGUUAAGGAUUCUCAGGCUCUCCCAAAUUAGUUUGUCUUUAACAGACAUACCUGAUGCAAUAUCAGGAAUGGAAAAGCUGAUAGAACUUGACCUAAGCUAUAAUGGAAUACGAGAAUUAAAUCAUGGUCAAUUUGUCAAACUGGUACAGUUAAGAAAACUUAGCCUGGACCACAAUAAAAUAGCUUCUCUUGAACGGAUGUCGUUCCAAAAUUUUGGCCAUCUGGAGGAACUAGACCUAAGUUAUAAUCUUAUACACGAAGUUACCCCGAUCCUCUUUGUUCCUCAGUCCAUAAAGAAUCUUAACCUGGAAGGCAAUAAAUUUGAAACCUUUGACAAGUGUACGGUUGCAAACUUACAGGCAUAUCUUCAGAACUCCUACAUUUCAAGCAACCUUUUCAAUUGCGAUUGUCGUUUGGCCUGGGUUCGAAAACUGUCAGCGUCUUUCGGCUCAAGGGUAAGUUUUAGUGGAUCGUGUUAUCUACCAAGAGAGCUAUACGGCCAGUCAUUGUCUUCAUAUCCCCUAGAUGGUUGCACGUCUGAAGACGAAAGUUUUGAAAGCUGCAACAUUGUCAGGACGCCCGAGGCUUCGUUCGUCAAUUCAGCCCAAAUAUCCGGUAUCAAAAAGGACCUCGACAUCGUUCAAACUUUCACAACGGUGUCGGUAUCCGUCGCCGUUGUCGCCCUCCUGGCAUUUGUCGCUACUAUCGCUAUGUUGCUGACAUGCUUCUUCAAGCGAAGGAACCGAGUGCCCUCAAAUGGGAGGAGCCGGGGUCACGUCAAUCAAGGUCUUCAACUAUCGGAAGCUGCCCAGGGUGAAAGGGCACCUGAAUGUCGAAGUUCUGGAGAUAGUCUGUAUCAGAACACGGAUGGAACGGCCAGCAGAGGCCCGAGUGCCGACUAUGAACCUUUGAGGAAUACAUGCGGGGUUGCAAACAACACGGAGGCUCCCCUGUAA
Molecule: messenger RNA, 1827 nt
Organism: Lingula anatina
Lineage: Eukaryota; Metazoa; Brachiopoda; Lingulata; Lingulida; Lingulidae
Molecular function (GO): protein binding
Source: RefSeq, a predicted model, not a curated record